AUGUCGACAACACAGUUUACAGAUCACUACGCUAUCCUAGGCGUCGCACGCCAUGCAUCAACAAAGGAAAUAAACGUCGCCUGGAAGAAGUUUGCACUCAAGCACCACCCAGACAAGUGCAGCCAAUCUGAUAAUGCUAUUGACCAGUUCCGGAAGGGGCAGGAGGCUAUAGAGGUCCUCCGCGAUUUUGAACGGCGUCGCCAGCACGACGAAGAACUCGACAACAAUCAUCCCUCUCGGACAGGCUGGUAUCAACGUUCAUCCCGGACCUCCUCUGCUUACUCCUGGAAGAACUCUCGUUCUUACCCGGCAGAUACUUCGCAAAAUUGGGAGGAGCGCAAGCAACCUUGUGGAGAAGAUAAUCACAGAAGCAACCUCGACGAUACACGAGGCAGCUGCAAGAAGAACGUGCAAAUGGACACAAUGUUUGAGGAGCUGAAGCCGAAGGAGAAAGUUUCUCUUUGGGCAGAAACACAUAUAAGGGAAGAUCAGCCAGAAAUGGACCAAUGGGACUUUGAGGCGGGAAAGGGCCAAUGGGAGGAUGAUUACGCCUGCAUUGAUCCUGGAGCUCGGGUUUUGCGUGAUGAGGAAGAGUUGGCGGCCGAAGAUGACGGGACAGUGGAAGAGCAUGACGUGAAACAGGGUUCAGGUAUCGAACCCGACGGUGCUAGUCCUGGCAGCGAGGCAAGCACAUCCGUUCAUCAGUCGACUGAAUACGCCAGUGUGGCGUCCUAUUUACACGACAGCAGUGAUGGGAAUUGCCAGCUCUCCAAUGGAUCUCAAUUCAGUCACCGCGACAGUAGCAUCGGGUCAGGUGGAAUGCACCUUCCUGACCUUGAGACCCAAACCGACGGCGAGGAUACGAAUUUUGAUUGUGCGAUUUGGGCUCUAUCUUUUUCCAAUAAUGGCCGAGCCAUUUCCAGCUCCAACCCAACCUCAUUGAGCACAGAGCAGUUUCCCCAGGAGCGUGAGCAACCUACUAAGUACCCCGACAUCGAGGGCUCAUUGCGCCCUUUCAUCCUGUACCUCAUGGCCAAGUUGAACGAUUCUAGUGGACGUUAUACCCCCGACGAUAUGUACCAGGAGCUCAUCGGUCUUGUUAUGGAGUCUGUCUGUGGCUGGCUAGAGAGCACUCGUCUCUCGUGUCCCAAUGCGAGCCCGCUGGCCGCUAUGAAUGUCAGUUCUACUUGUUCGCAUCUCGGUUUCUGGCACAAGAGGUUUGACAUGCCCGAAUGUGAGAACUGUGGUCUCUGGAAGCCGCUCUAUAUCUUGACCUGCCCGGGUUGUGGUGCGAAGAAAUGCCUCAUCCCUCUGUGUGCUAUUCUGUUUGACGAAACAGUACGCAAGGAAGGCCUCGGGCUUUCGGAUUUGAGGGAAAGCACUAUUUCCAAUCAUGGCGUGGGCUGGGAUCUCGGUUUAUUCUACCAAGCUUACGUCCUUGCCCUUCAAUCCAUGUCGUAA
Molecule: messenger RNA, 1461 nt
Organism: Penicillium canariense
Lineage: Eukaryota; Fungi; Ascomycota; Eurotiomycetes; Eurotiales; Aspergillaceae
Exons: 4
Coding region: 1-1461 (486 amino acids)
Source: RefSeq, a predicted model, not a curated record